Molecule: messenger RNA, 1395 nt
Organism: Penicillium cataractarum
Lineage: Eukaryota; Fungi; Ascomycota; Eurotiomycetes; Eurotiales; Aspergillaceae
Product: questin oxidase family protein
Exons: 4
Coding region: 1-1395 (464 amino acids)
Molecular function (GO): oxidoreductase activity
Source: RefSeq, a predicted model, not a curated record
AUGACGACGGCGCUUAAGAUUCGUCUCUCCCCGGAGACGGAUACGGGUAUCUUUAGUUCGGGGGUGAGAGAGGACACCGCGUGGGCGGCGAGUGAGGCUUUGCAGAUGGAUAUGGAGAGUCAUCAUGUUUUCUUCAAUGAUGAAGGGUUCCACAAUCAUAUUACGCACUCCCUUCUCAGCAUAUACGCCCUCGGCGGAUCACCCGAGGAUAUCCGCGCUGCUUACGAGAGAAAUCAAUCCUACCAGCGCACGGUUGUCCCCGCCGUUGUCGAGGUGAUUGAGAAAAUGAACGCGACGGGGGUUUUCACGGAGUAUCUUGGGGAGGAGAAGCAUUAUCCGAAUUUCUUGUCGUUCUUCCAGCGCCAAAUUGAUGAGAAGGGUGUCGGUGCCGUACUUAAUGAGUAUGUUUUUGCUGAGAGUGAGCAGGCGGAGAAUAUGCUGUGCCGACUGUGGGGAGGUUUGCUCCAUCCACUCAUUCAUCUCGGCUUCGGGCUUGAGUUUAAUCAACCUGCCAUCGUGGCACAGGCCCUCGCACAGGCUGCAGUUCAUGAUAACAGUCUUGGUCGUGAUUUCUUCCUACCUGCUGAGAAGUUGGCUGGUGGGAAUGGAAAGCCAGGAAAUAAGUCGCUUGGACAGCUCUUGGAAGAGAUUCGCAACGACGAGACUUUAUCUCGCUCAGCUAGGAACACUGACGUGAACAAGAUUCGAGAUGGAGUGUUCCAUCGCGCCCCACAGGAAAUGCGAAAGUAUGCUGCACAGUACACGGUUUCUGAAGACCAGGUGGAGGAGAGACUGGCAGAGAUGAUCAAUAACGUUGGUGAGUUUGAAUUUGAUCUGGUCUCCGUAGGUGCUGUCUCUGAAAGUUUUGCUGAUGUGCUUUUUGUAGUAUACUACACCAGCGCUGCUCAGCGACCUAACAAGGCAGUCAAAAUGGACUUUUUCUUCAUCCACUGCGUCAAUUCGUCCAUUUUCUUCUCGAAGCUCGCAUACCUCCCAUACCUGAAUCAGCGGACCCGACUGCGUCUUCUGGAAUGGAAAGGUCGCAUGGACCUACUGAUGUACGUGUCGCGCGGUUGUCCCAGGCUUCUACGAGACGAAAUCACCAACUACCCCGUGAAAAAUGACUGGUCGACUCUCUUUGCCCGCGCCGCAUCCCAUCCUGCAGAUGAUGGGCAUUUGGCCAAGUUUGUACGCGCGGCUGCACACGGGGAGAAGGUGUGUAAACCAUUCGAGAGCCAGGGACCACAGGCUAUGUCCGUAUCUAGCAACAUGUGGUUGCAAAUUGGGAAUAUGGCCAUCGACUCCACUGUUGGGGAUGAAGAUGGCGCGAUGUGGAUCCGCUCCACUGGUUUCGAUGAGGCAUGGGUUCAUGUCCCCGGACGCGCCCGGCUUUGA